GCCAAGCACGUGACCAACAGGGAACAGCACAACAAAACCAAACAUCCCCCUUCUCUUCCCCAAUCUCUUAAUUCUCUCUCAUCGAAUCUCCAACCCAAAACCCUCUCUCUUUCUCUCUCCUCAUCUCGAUCACAUCAAUGGAUGCCAUACUUAGAGCACUCGGGUCAGGCGCAGACCCGGAAGACUACGCCGGGCUUGAAUUUUGGUCCGACCCAGAACGCGUGGGUUGGCUCACCAAACAAGGCGAGUACAUCAAAACCUGGAGACGCCGUUGGUUCGUCCUCAAACAAGGGAAGCUCUUAUGGUUCAAAGAAUCCACCGUCAGCCGCACCUCCAUCCCACGUGGCGUCAUCCAAGUGGGCCGUUGUCUCACCGUGAAAGGUGCCGAGGAUACCCUAAACAAACCCUUCUCCUUUGAGAUCUCCACCUCCGACGGUUGCACGAUGUACUUCAUCGCCGACUCAGAUAAAGAGAAAGAAGAGUGGAUUAAUUCAAUUGGUCGAUGUAUUGUUCAGCACUCUAGAUCUGUCACUGAUUCCGAGGUCGUUGACUAUGAUUCCCGUCCUUGAGAUUUUCUCUCUCUUCUUCUCUUCUUUUGGUUUUGUGUGAUUAUGUUUAUGAAUAUUAUUUUAAUUUUGGAUGGAGGAUGAUGAUUAAUUGUAAAGUUAAUUACCACUUUUUAUAAUAUGUUUCUGGAUUUCGGAUUAA
Molecule: messenger RNA, 708 nt
Organism: Spinacia oleracea (spinach)
Lineage: Eukaryota; Viridiplantae; Streptophyta; Magnoliopsida; Caryophyllales; Amaranthaceae
Product: pleckstrin homology domain-containing protein 1
Exons: 1
Coding region: 138-569 (143 amino acids)
Source: RefSeq, a predicted model, not a curated record